UAGGAGGCUACGGUUAGAAUUAAAAUGGAGGACGCCAAGUAGAUGAGUGUGUGGCCGGUACGAUUUGGUAUGGAAGAAUAGUGACUGUUAUUUAGGUUUGAACUCUAAGAAAAUACCCGACUUCCAUGAAUUCUUACACUAAUUAUACGUAUAGAAAAGAUGACAGUUCUUUUGGAAGAGAAUGCAGCGGGCGAGUCUAGCAGCUCUCCACCACGAAAGAAACUUUGCCUUUCUCUGUCAGCAAGAAAUAAGCUGGUCGGAGUACCUCAUAACAAGGCAGCACAUGUGAACAAAAAUAAUCCCAACAACGCUGCUGGGAACGAUUUCAAAGAUAAAUAUUCAAAGUUGAGCACAUCUUCUACAAAGUCUAAUUCAUCCUCAGACGUUGGAAGGGGCGAGAAGGCUCCAGCUGCACUGAAAAAUUCUGAGGAGGGUUCUUUGCUGUCUGUUGUCACAGGUACAGCCAUGCUGAACGGAUAUCUGGCAGGAGACAGUCACAAGAGUUCUACAGACGACAGUCCAGGCAGUGAUACAGGGGUGGGCUGCUCCCCUGUAGCAACUCUGUGUAACCUUGGUAACACAUGUUUCCUGAACAGUGUUAUAUACACAUUGCGAUUUGCCCCAGCUUUUCUGCACAACUUGCACCAUCUAGCAGCUGACUUGGGUGACCUGACCUCAAAACAACAGCAAGUUAAGGUAAAGUCGUCAUCACUGGGACGUAAUGUGACGAGCACCAGUAGUGGUAAGAGCUGGAGCAGCAAGGAUCUGCUGUCCCUUGCGAACUCGGGCGACCCAUUGCAGUGCAAGUCAAGGAUACAAGUUGCUACUGAGCGACUGCAUGACCUUUAUGAGUCGCUGCAUUCAGCAGAGAUUAAGGAGAACAGUGAUCCUUUCCAGCCAGAUGUAUUCCUCCAUGCUCUCAGAGAGGUGAAUCCGAUAUUCGAGGGCAAUCAACAGCAUGACGCUCACGAGUUGCUGGUGUGUCUUCUUGACAACAUCCGUGAGACAUGUCGCUUCCUGGCUGACCAGCAGAAGCUAGCCAAUGAACAGCACAUGGCGACCAACAGUGCACUGUUAUGUGAUCCGCUUGAGACAACGGUGAACCUUCAUCAGACAUCAUCAUCAAACAGCAGCAAAUGGGGUGUUCGCAAGUCUUGGAAACGGAAGAAGGUGUCAUCUUCUUCUCAGAAGAAUGCUACUAGCAAUGGACUCCCAAAUGGUAUUGGACCAGAACAUCCUCACCUAAUGAAUGGGGGUGUUGGAACUCGUCUGUCUGCCAUUGGAAUUUCAGAGAAUGGACAGUCCUCAUCAAACUCGACGUGUCCUGCAGAUAUCACAACCAGCUGCAAGUCGGAGACACAGCAACCAGAGAAGAGUACAGGAAAGAAGGCUGGGGUAGGAUAUAACUUUGUGACCAACGACUUUGAAGGUGUGACAGUCCUGUGCACAACAUGCCUGGAAUGUGAGCACACAACAGAGCGGAAAGAGACCUUCUGUGACAUCUGUGUUCCGAUCAUGACAGCAGAGCAGGACAGUGAUGAAGAGGCACUCGCUGUUUCAGGUGACCUCCCACAGCGUGUCAGCGAGGUGUAUCAGGCAGCGAUUGUGACGAGUGAGAACUUACGAGACUUGAACAAAUACUGGUGUGAGCAGUGUCUUCGCUACAAUGAGGCCCGGCGCUCUGUGCGGUACGAGACUCUUCCGAAGUUACUGGUGCUCCAGCUCAAGAGGUUCUCGUCGACGUUUGGGUCCAUGGUGUGCAUGUCGAAAGUCAAUGACUACAUGCCCACUCCUCUCACGCUUGCCUGUUUCUGUGAGCAGUGCUGCCCCAUCGCAGAAGACCAGCGUCCUCACCGCUACGAGCUGUUCGGAGUAAUCAUGCACCUGGGUGCUACCAUUGCUUCGGGCCAUUAUGUUGCAUAUGUGAAGGCGUCGGAGAAUGUGUGCGACUACUACCAUUGCGACCGAGAUAAGAGGAAAUCUUCAAGCCUGAGCAGCGCCAGUGCUGGGGGAAAGACUGGGAGCAAUUCCUCGGGAGACAAGAUGGGGAGCAUCCUCAAGUUCUUCAGGCCCAGGUCCUCUAACAGCAAUAAUGCGGAUGUUCCAAACAAACAGCACCACAGCACGGGAAAUGGCGUGUAUUACAGGCACACAUGUAGGAGCAUGGAUUGCUGCGGUGUUAGGUUGAACCGUUCUCUCAUGAAUGGGGCAGAUCCCACGAUUCAAAAAUCUCAGAUGAACGGUUUGGAUAUCGGCGUGUCUGUGGCUGUCGUCGAUACGUCGGUACCAGAGCCAGUUUGGCUUGAAUGCGACGACGAGACUGUCCGGUUGCUAACGAGGAAAGAGUUUGAAGACGUUCUGGCGCCAAAACCAUCGAAGAGUUCUGCCCUAACACCAUACCUGUUGUUCUAUUCGAAGUGCCCAUGAUUUCUGGUGGGUUGAUCUAGCAACUUAGUGUACAUAUGUUGAUUAAGAUCGCAGUUACUGUCAAAGAAGCAUGGUGCAACGCGGCCAGCGGGACUGCUAUUGUUCUUGGAAUUCAUCGGCAUUUGUUCCAGUUUGAGCUUCGUCGGGUUUGGUUUGUAUGGGGGUUUCAGCCCUGAAAUCGGCCAGUUACAUACUUUUUAAAGAAACAUUUUAAUACUCAUUUGGCCUGGUGCAGUAUUUAAAAACUCUUUGAGAUGUUUGCACGUGCAAAAAUGAGAAAUUUAUUGCAAAACUUAAGAACUUUAGAAGUUUAUGAUGCUUAUUACUCACAAGGUAUUGUAUGUCGUUUGAUCAGUAUUCCAUAUGAGCACAUGAUAAUGUGUAAAGGAGUUAUAUACUUGUCUGCCAUUCUUCUUUAUAUGAUAGUCAUUCCUGGACCAGUUCUUUGAUGUGGCGUCCUGCGUCUGCUUCGUUCGCUGAUAUUUUCGUCGGCAGAAGAAUAGAAUUCAUUUGAGAUAAAUGUAAACGUUUUAGUUGCAGUAACAGUAGUUGUAAGUGUCCGUACAUGUCUCAGAUGUAGACAUAAAUUGCUUUCUGUCGUCUUAUCUGAUGACCGGAAUAGUAUAUCUGAAGAAAGACCGAUGUCGUAAGUGCUGCUGAUUAUGAAGCUGUCUCUGGACCACCUAUAAAGUACUGUGUGUCUUUAAUUUCAGGUAGUGAGUGGAGAUUUAUCUGCCUGCCGCAGAUAAGCCUGUGUAUUGAUGGUCUUUCAUUUGUGUGCCCUCAUGAUUAUUACUAUUAUUAUUGGAAGUUGUCGGGUAUUUGUAUUACUAUAAGAAACUAAUAUUAACUAGUUCCUAGCAAUGCAGUUGAUGGAAUUGUUGCAUCAUGAAUCUUUGAAUGGGUGCAAUAAUUACAAGAGUUUUCUGCUUUCGGUUUAUUUUUAAAGAAAGGAAAGCAAUUAACUAGCCAUUUUAUUGCCUAUUUUGUUAUUAGGGUACACCAAACUGCUUCCAGUUCAAUUGUGGGUACGUUCAGUGUUUCAGUAUGCGUUUAUUUUUCUGGUUGUAAAAUAUGUAAGUAUGAUACGUAUAUGGGCAUUUAAAUUUUUCAUGAGUCGUCGCUGCAAUACGUAAGGCCGCAGGACGAUGAACACGUGGAAGCUGCAUAUGGCAGACUUCAUAAUUCCAAUUGUGUUUGUGUUUAUUUUGUGCAUUUGUAAGUUUUAAAGUGGUGUUAAAACUUGGGAACUUCUAUGAUCUUAUCUGACCGUGAUCUCUUAAAACUGCAUGGUAUCUCUCCAGUGCAACAGUACUUCUGUGAUUUGAGUUUUCUAUGCAAAAUAUGUAAUUCAAGAAAUCGGGAAAAUGGCGUUGCAGGCUUGCCAAUGAAAGAAAUCACAUUUAACAGUGUCAUCAGGCUCGAAAGUUCAGCUUGCUCCUCGUUAGUGUGCUUUUAUAUUUAUGAUAUUCAGGUUUGGUGGUAAUAGUUCCAGUUCCAUGUUGGUAUUAUUUUAGUAAAGUUCCUCAUGUGGCACUUGAAACAUCCAAAUUGUUGGACACAUUCAUUGCCUUCAGACAUGUUAAUGUGUUAUACAGUGUGUUGUCAAGUUUGUUUAAAAAAACUAGAUCAAUCCAAAAUAACAACUCAAGAUUCCAGCAGAUUACUAAAUUUAGUAAUACAUAACUAAACGUGUCACUAAAUAUACCUGUUAACGACAAAAAUUUUUUUGAAAUGGAGAGACUCCGUCGUUAAGAAGGGAAACAGAACGAGCUGGAUGAGUAAAUCAUGGUGGAGGAGAUGAUCAUGUCCUCUUGUUUGUUUUCAGACACCAUUUAUCAGUGAAUCAUCUAUUUCUCACAGAAGCAGGUCUUACUGUGUGCUAUAUGACUUUUACAUUCCAUAGUUUUUAUCGCUGGACCCAACUGUGAACUUACUACUUCCAUCAGAGUCCAUCUCAGGAAAUUGUUAGUUACUCAGUUGGUGAAGACAUUAUGACCUCCCAUGAAACCCAAAGGUCCAUCACUUUGUUCAUCAGAUCACAUUCUGUGCCGUGAUAAAGAAAUUUAUUUUCAUUUUCUCCUGCCCGCCUACGUUAUUUCUCCUGGAUUUAAAUUUUGGCAGUUGGUUUCACCACUCUUUGAUGUGAUGCCAAUAACAUGGAAGGAGGUAAUGUAAGUAGGAUUUUCGGUUUUCACGGCGGUGAGUCCGAAGAUAGCCGCCUUCUGGGUUGUUCACGUAGUCUGGUGGAAGUUUACCGACAUUUCAGAAGUCUGUGCUGCCUCCAUCAUCAAGGCAACUACUCAGAACCCAGAAGACAGCCAUGUGAGGAAAUGUAACUUUCUUCCGACAAGUCUAAAUUAUAUGCUCUGGCCGGUGCCUGGACCCACAGUGACCGGUGUCACACCAGAGCACGUACCAGUGACAUGUCAUGUGACGCUGCCUUUUAGUGUAUUCUGCAGCAAAGACAGCUUGAAAUGUGUGUUUUAUUGUGUAUUUUGAUGCUUGGCUGGUGAUUGUAAGUUGGAAACUUUUUAGAUUUUACUAAGUCUAAUUGUAUGCCAACAUCAAAAUGGGAUGCUCAGACUUAAGUAUGAAGCUUAAAGUAGUAUGAUGAAAGAUUCUCGGGCCACAAGCCGCGUCAGGCGGCUUACAGCCGGAGAAUCUUUCAACUUCAGCAACCGCCACGGUUGUCUAGCGGUUAGAACGCUGGGCUUGUAAUACUGGGCUCUCGGGUUCGAUUCCCGGCGGUGCUCAGAUUUACAACUUGUGUUGGGCAAGGCCGUGGUCCAGGCAUCACGGAGUUUUCCUCCAGGGUUUCUCCGUGUCAUCCCAACAAUUACUCCAUUUUCAUCAUCAUCUCGCAAAAAGGGGGUCACAGCAGGAGCGUUAAAUAUCGCGGUCCCGAUCAAACCCAUGUCCAUACGUGUCUUCAUGUUUGUACUGUCGUGUGCAUUGACCAUGUGGGUGGACUUCUGGUGGGACUUGAGAGCGCACAGCAAGUAGGGGGUAGGUCUGUCUUGUAAAGAACUUGUUGCAUUCCGUUGUCACUUGUGAGUAUAUUAGGUUAUGAGGACAUCUUAAACUUUUCCAUGAAGAUGUAGAGAAUGCAGAAUUAUUCAUUAUACAUCUCCACUGUAGCUACAUUAUCAAAUAAAUAUUUCCAUGACCACAUUUGAAUUUUAGUGCCAUAUUGUAAUAUUUUAUAUGCAAUUAGAAGUUAGGGGAUGGACUUGAAGAUUAUGUUUUUCAGUUUUCAGAUUUUUUGAGUACCUAUUAGAAUGAGUAUUUUUCUGAAUGUUAUAAAUCCUACUUUAUCGAGGUUGCAUUUUGUUGAUGUGGCAAACUUAAAGUGAUCUGCAGUCAAACUUUCUUUCCAUAUGAGUUGUGGCGGAGCAAAUAUCACGUUUGAUGCAUCCGUGAAUUCCAAACUACUUUCACCAUUACCUCCCAGUACCAGUUGGGGCCCAAAGGCAUCCUGGGUGCAGUUUUGAGGAAAAAAUUUCUUGUCCUGCCAUGGCAGAAAUGGGCUAUCACGACUCAUAUGGAAAGAAAGUUUGACUGCUUCACAUUUUGCAGUUGUGAGAAACUUGCGUAGAAGAUUCAGAAAAUAUUAAGAUUAUAAAACUACUGUAAGCCGGAAAAUGUUUUGUCACAUCAAUAUGUCUGCACGUUGAACACAUCUGAAACAAAAAGUACACAGCAAAAUUUUGUUCCUUUAAUUAUGUAUGUGUUAUGCAUUUAUUUUUAUUAGACAUCUAAUAGAUUGCAGCACUGGCCAUGUACAAUUGCUAUUGCUGAGGAACUAAACUUAGUCACUGCCUCUGUGCAGAACAUUCUGCGUAAUACUGAAACACUGAAACGUGCGGCGAGAAUGAUGUGAAGUGUAGAUCGCUGUAUGCUGUGUUUUCUCUCUUUAAAAUUUCCUACAGCUCCACAUUCCAGUGAAAUAUGACCUUUUUUCAUAAAGAAAGAAAAAAAUGGGUACAAAUUGUUGAGUGGUGAGAUUUGGCAGGAACGAAAGAAGGCCUUUCAUAAAAAUAGUGCACGUCUGACCAGGCCGCACGCUGAGAAUUAUUUGUCAUGACGCGGAUGAAGCAUUUGUUUGCUUUUGUGGAGUAAGUGAAUUAGUGUCGCUUGCAGUCUACAAGUUCUUACCGAUUUCAGCGUUAAGGCCUCGUUCUUGUACAGGUGUUUCACGGGCAAAUUGUUCGUGAUGAUAUUUGUCAUCUGUUAUCACAUUGGGGAUAUAUCAUAUAAGUUUUUCAAGAUGAUAGAAGAAGAAAAUGGAAAUUCAUUGAAGUUGGUUCAUAAUAUUUGCUAGCAUAUAAUGUUUACUUUUAAAUAAUUCAUAAUAAAGAGCUCUCAGAA
This is a messenger RNA of Zootermopsis nevadensis, 6798 nucleotides long. The record is from RefSeq and is a predicted model, not a curated record. NCBI's taxonomy places the organism in Eukaryota, Metazoa, Arthropoda, Insecta, Blattodea, Termopsidae.